AUGACGACUGAUCAAAACUCUGAAGAAUUGGCUAGAGUGUUGCUUUCAAAAGCAACUGAAAAUCCCUGGCUGAUUCCUUCAAUAGUAAAUCCCGCUCUUCAAGGAGAAAUUUUACUUCACAUACUUAAAAACUGGAGAUCGUAUAAUUCAAAAGAAAAGCUAGCAAUAUUAUUUCUAAUUUUCUGCAUAAAAAGAAGUACUGUAACAACAUUAGAAAAAGAUAUAUCAGAUAAAAUUUUCCCUAAAAAGAUAAUUUUAGAAGGUUCUAAUGAUUUGGAUGAAUGGGUUCGUCUUGUAUCAAAAAUGAUGAUUGAUUAUCCUAAAACAGGCGUACUUGACCUGGCUGUCGAAAAAUACCUUCCUGAAGACAUACGAAAUGGUUUAAAACAAUUGAUCGACAAAAGGAAUAAAGAAAUCAAAUUUCAUCCUGUGGAAUAUGCGUUCAUGGACAGAAAUGUCUGUGAUUCAUUUUCUAUGAUAUCAAAAGAUUCAGAAUCUGAGACAUUCAAGCCAACACCAGCACCAACACCGCCAUUACCUUAUUUUAUUUUAAGACCGGAUUAUGAGAUAUCCAGAGAACAACGAUUAAAUGUAUUAAAUAAUUUGCCAACUGUUCCGAUGUCACCAGGAUUAAUUUCACCAAUAAGCACUGCAGGAUUUUUUAAUAUGGAUUCAAAUCGCGCACACACAUUACAAAACAUCCCUCAGAAUACAAUGGUUAAUCGACAAACACCGUCUCAACAUCCUUCUUUAACACGAAGAUUAUCUCACCCAUACCCAAGAACUAAUCCUUCGCUCCCUGGAUUUACUAACGGACCUUCGGGAGCAGAAUCACCAACAGAAAUCAAAAUAACUCAAGGAAAGAAAUAUCAAAAAGAAACAAGGAUUCAGAUUCUAGAUAUAACAACUGGAAGCUCAAUUAUUAGAAAUCAAGAAGAAACUAAACUUAAAACACAAUUGGAGGAGGUGCAAUUGAAAGAACAACCUAGGUUAGCAAAAGAAAGAGAAAAACAAGAAAGAGCAACUGCAAAAGUCGAAGCAAUGGUAGCAGCAGCAAGAACUGAGACGUCUUCUACCAGUACAUCUACAGCUUCUGAAACAGCAAAACGGCAAGGUUCUUCUGGUUACCCUAAAAGGAAGAAGUUAAAUGACGAAACAGAAGAAAUGGGUAUGGAAGAAAUAAUCACUGAAGGUGAAAAUUCCCACAAAGAUACACAAAUAAUGUUCAGCUCACCCAAAUCACCAUUAUCACCGUCGGGUAUAUCUAAUGACCCUCAAAUAAAACAAUCGCCGACCUCACCAAUUAAUGAAAAUGUAGACGAAAAGGUGAUGCAAGAUAUUUUAGAAGAUAAUAAUAAUUCACAAAAUAUUGAUUUAUCAAGUUUAAACAUAAGAUUACCACAAAGGAUCAUAGAAAUAUUGGAUAGCAAAACUAAAGAAGAACGACAACAAACUAUAGAACAUAUAUAUAAAGUAUUGGAGAAAGCAAAUAUGCUUGAUGAGCAAAACAGGGAGUUAAUUAUUUAUUUCUUAGCUGAUCUACAUAAUGAAGUAAAAGGUCAAUUAAUAAAUAUUUCGGAUGGAAUUUCUGGUCCUGAUGAUGAUACAAGGAGGUUGGAUUUGAAUGUGGAAAGGAUUACUCGUUAUGAUGAAGGAAAAGAAAUCCAUGAAAUAUUUAUUUUCGAGAUGAAUUUAGCUGAUGGUACGUGGAGAAAACUUAAGAAAACAAAGACUAAAUUAGUAAAAAAUAAAAUCAUGUAUAAUUUGAUUACAUCACAUAUGAUCAAACAUUACAAAUUUGAUAAGCAAAAGAAACUUAGACUUGAAAAAUCGCUUAAAACUUAUUCAUUAAGAUUUAUUGUGUCAUAUUUCCGUACUACUUCUUCUUCUUCACUGUACCAACCAUUACCACCUUUGCCAACAAAUAUGUCAAAUCAUCAUUCUUCCACCACUUCUUCUUCAUAUUCCACUAUUAUGGCCUCACCAUACACACGUGCCAUGUCGAACUAUCCAUUAAAUUCAACAGCAACUGCCUUUGCUUCUGGCUCUAGUACACGAUCUGCUUAUACUUAUUCUCAGACUGCAUCUUCAGACAUAAAUUCAUAUAAAGAUAUUCACAAAAAUAAGCAAUCUAAAUCAAUACCUGUAAAACCAAAACUUCCUAACUACUUGGUUGAGACAAGUUUUGCUGAUUUGUAUAAUGAAGCUGAACCUGAGGCAUUUGCUAAUAACGAUUCUGAUAAACUUUCUUUUGAGGCUCUCGCUUUGCCUACAGCUUGGAAUGUUGAAGAUAAAUGUAAUCAUUUGAACGUGGAAGAAAAUAAACUUAAAGUAAAUUAUACAGGCAGUGGUAAAAGUGAUUCAGAUGCCGCAGCAAUAAGAGCAAAUCAUCCAAUACCUCCCCAAUGUGGAUUAUUUUAUUUUGAAGUAGAAAUUAUAAACAAAGGAAAAGAUGGCUAUAUUGGCAUUGGGUUCUGUACAAAAUCUGUUGCUUUAAAUAGAUUGCCAGGCUGGGAACAAGAUUCUUGGGGAUAUCAUGGUGAUGAUGGACAUUCCUUCUGUUGUUCUGGUACUGGAAAACCAUAUGGACCUACAUUUACAACAGGUGAUAUUAUUGGAUGUUGUUUAAAUUUUAGAGAUAACACAGCUUUUUAUACAAAAAAUGGAAAACAUCUUGGAAUUGCAUUUAGAGAUUUAAAAGGAACACUUUAUCCAUCAAUUGGAUUAAGGACACAAGGAGAAUCUUUAGAAGUCAAUUUUGGUCAAAAGAAAUUCAAAUAUUCAAUUGAAGAUUAUGUGAAGGCAGAAAAAGAACAAACAAAUCUUACAUCUACAGUACAUCAACUUAUUAUAUCAUAUUUAAUUCAUCAUGGAUACAGCGAGGCAGCAAAAGUUUUUUCACAAGAUGCUACACGAAUAAAUUCUAUUCUUAAUAGUAAUGCGAUGGAAGGAGUGGAAAUUGAGAACACAUCUUUUAAUUUAGAUAAAGAUAUGUUAAAUAGGCAGAGAAUUCGAGAUUCUGUCCUUAAAGGUGAUAUAGAUGAUGCCAUCAAAUUAACCAAUAAGUUUUAUCCAUCAGUUUUACCUUCUAACGAUGAUAUUUUGUUUCAACUUCGAUGUCGCAAAUUUAUCGAAAUGAUGAGAGAGUGUGCUGGUAGUCAAAUAAUGAGUUCAGACGAAGAUGAUGUCGCGAUCAAGAAAGAUAAAAAAUUAGUCGAAAUUAUUGAUGAGGGCGAGGGAGAAAAUAAUGGAGACGACAUUAUUGCGGAAGAUGAUGAUAUUGAAGUCUUUGGAGAUAAUGGUGGUGUGAUUGAGGAAGAUAGCGAUGAUAAUGAUAAAGAUGAUAAUUUAUCAAACAAAAACAAAAAAACAUUAAAACGGCGGAAAGGACCCGAGGUAAACUUAAAUGGAUUAGGAGGAAUGAUAGAGUCUGCUGUACGAUUCGGUCAAGAAUUACAAGAUGAUUAUCGUGAUGAUACUCGAGAAGAAGAAACAUUUUCAUUAUUAGCGUAUACUGAUCCAAGAGAAAGUGUUGUUUCUUAUUUAUUAGAUCCAUCUGAACGUGAGCCAGUUGCCAAUGCAUUAAAUAGUGCAAUUUUAGUAUCACAAGGAAAACCUGCAAUUCCGCCAUUGGAACAAAUCUAUCGACAAACUUCAGUAGCAUUAAAUGAACUUUCUAGAAAUGGUGUUGGUUCUAGUGCUUUAGUCAAUAUACGAAAAAAUUGCUUAAUUUAA
Entrophospora sp. SA101 is the source of this 3735-nucleotide messenger RNA. Lineage: Eukaryota; Fungi; Glomeromycota; Glomeromycetes; Entrophosporales; Entrophosporaceae. The record is from the annotation of a GenBank genome assembly.